Molecule: messenger RNA, 735 nt
Organism: Coccidioides posadasii C735 delta SOWgp
Lineage: Eukaryota; Fungi; Ascomycota; Eurotiomycetes; Onygenales; Onygenaceae
Biological process (GO): translation
Cellular component (GO): ribosome
Molecular function (GO): structural constituent of ribosome
Source: RefSeq, a predicted model, not a curated record
AUGAAUACCAGAAGUCUGCUUUGCUUGUCGCGGACAGCGGCCUCCCCUCUCGGAUCCUCAUUCGCCGCGACAGCAUGCCUGAGUAGCAGAAGACCACAAUACUUCAACCGACCACAGAUCAACGCACCCUUAUCGACCGAUACAUCCCCAUCAAACACGAAUGCCACGCCCUCCUCACCGCCGCCACCGCCGCCAGAAGAAUCCCAAGUCAAUCAACUCACCCGCAAACCGCAAACCCCGAGACACUCCAAUAUCAAGGGUAUAACCCACCACAAAACCGGCACCGUCAUUUCCGCCGGUAAAAGGGACAAAGUCGUUCAAGUCGUGCACAUCACCACACAUUGGGACAGAAAUCUGCACAAAUACUACCCCCUCAAGACAAGGGUCAGCGUAUCGGAUCCGAACAACUCCCUCCGCGAAGGUGAUGUGAUCGAAUUCUCGAACGGUUUUAAUUUCGGAAAUCCUAAGAACGUGGUAGAGAGAAUUAUAGCGCCAUUCGAGACGCCGAUUAGCGCACGUCCACCAGUCCUGACAGAACCUGAGAGAUUUGUGGAUGACUCUGUGAAAAGAAUGAAAGGCUCGGGAAAGAAACUGGGGCCAGUGAAACGGCAGAUACUCGAGAAAUUGUUGCUCGGAGGGAUGCUCUCUAAAGAUCGUGUCGAGCACAUUAAAUUACUGCUCGCGGAGGAUUCCGAGAAAACGGAGAAUGUUCGGAAUACUGCGGUGAGAGCGUGA